GUGAACACGGGCUGUUUGCUUGCUAGCUUAGAGCUAGCUAGCUAACAGCAACAGUAACUCUGUCUAUCUUGACUUGCAUUGGCCUACUUAGCUAGCCAGAUGGCUAAUCUUUAUUAGAGGAUUAAAGCUAUCCGGAGGAGGAGGACAUCCUAUAGCCUACGGCCUGUAGUCAUGUUAUAAAGACCUACAACUCUUCAGGACACAUUUCACGUGAUGAACUUAAUGCCUUCCACAAAGAGCUCUGAUCACUGGACUUUAUCAGAGUUACUUGGGCAACGGAGGCUGUUAGGGCUCGGAGCUCUGCUGGCAUGGCUUGUCCUCUUCCAUCUCCUUGUGAAUGUUUGGCUCCUCUGCGUCUUCACCAGUCUCUUGGUGGUUCUCGGGGGUUGGCUCGGAUCCCGUGCUGUACUGGACGCAAACAGCCUUCUCCACUUGGAACACUUUUUGCCUCUCGGAAAAAUAAACCAACCUCUGUCUUCACCUGAACAUGAGUGGAGGUUGAACCACGAGAUCCACAAUGCUGUCCACAAAGCGGUGCGGGACUUUGUGUCCUCGUGGUAUCGGACUCUGCUGCCAGAGGUGGAGGGGGAGUUUGAACGCGCAGUGCGUAAUUCAAUGCUGGAGUCAGUGAUGGAACUGAAGGAGCGUGCGCGGCGAGUGGACAGGAAAGCACUGGUUCAACGUCUGCUAGAGAUGUAUGGCUGUCACCUGCAGAGCUACAUGACUGCAAGAAAGAUACAGUCGACGCAAAAGGAAAGCAUCAGCCUCUGGCAGCUCUACAGUGAAGUAGAUGCCCCUCAUCCAGCCGUGAGCAGUGCAGCCGCUGAGCUCAGCUACUCAAGAGCUCUAGUUAACCUUGUGUUACAUGUGCUUGUUCCAUACCCUCAGAUGGAAACCAGGACUGGAGGUUUUGUGGUUACCGAACUCAUCACCUGCAAUGUGCUGUUGCCGCUUAUAAGCAGGGUGUCUGAUCCUGACUGGCUCAACCAGACCAUUGUAGAGAUAAUCACCAAGUCCAGAGAACCACAGGAAAUCAAUGUGGAUGAGCUCCCCGCUGCAGCUGAACUGUACAGAUGUACACAGGAGUCCUGGACCACCUGCAAGUCACCGUCUUUUUCUGAUGAUCAAACCAGCUUCACAAGCAGAAGCAACUCUGACUUUGAUGAUAUUUCAAGCCAAAGUACUUUCUCUGAGAAGGAGUCUUUGCAGAGCAGCAUGGUUAGCCUGACGUCUGCUGGGAAAGUAGAAGGUUGCCACGCAGGUUUGCUGACACCAUGCAAAGUGAACUGCUAUCCACUCACAUCUGGCCACUACUCCCACUCACCAGAGCCCAAAGGGAUUUCAUUGGACUCCUUAAUUCAUUCAGACUCUGAAGAUGACUUGCCAGGGGGCUUUUGUGAUUGCGGUCCUCCAACAAACUUCUGCAAUGUGAUGACUUUGAUGGACGAUGAGGCGUUCGGUUGCUUCGGUCCUCGGAAGAAUCUUGGUCCAAAGGUGGUGGCGCCCGACGACUCGAAGUGGCCAGCGGGUAUAGCCCAAGAGAAAUCCCCAAGUCCUCCAAGAAGACUUUGUCUAACCCCAUGUGACCCUGAUGUCCCCAACAACCAAGCUGCACCUUUGAACAUCCAGAAUGUGCAAAUAUCUGGUACUGUCACUGCAAAGGAGACACGCGGUACAGGCACGUAUCCAUACACUCUCUACACUGUAAAGUUUGAGAAAAUGGUUGAAGCAGAAAACAGUGGCUCUCUGCAACCUGCGUCCUGUCACACCGUCAACCGGAGAUACAGCGAGUUCCUCAACUUGCAAACACGUUUAGAAGAGAAGCCUGAGGUUAAGAAAAUAAUCAAGAAUGUCAAAGGCCCAAAGAAAAUGUUCCCCGACCUCCCAUUUGGCAACGCAGACAGCGACAAGGUUGAAGCCCGUAAAAGCCAACUGGAGACGUUCCUUAAACAAUUAAGCAGCAUUCCUGAGACGUCCAACAACGAGGACGUGCAGGAGUUCCUGGCUCUGAACUCAGAUGGGUGCACAUAUUUUGGAAGAAAGCCUCUUGUAAAGUCAAGAAUUGAUAAGAUGAUGGAAAAUGCCUUAGACACCUUGAAGACAGCCUUCCCCCAACCUGAGUCCCCCAGUCCAACAGAAGACAUUGAGGGAGAUAGUGAUGGAAGAACAAUGGACAGCAAAAAAUACAGGAGGCUCAUGUUCCCAAGGAAAAUUUCCACACCUCUCAAUAUACCUGACCUACACCCUAAAGUGACAUACUGCUUUAGUGAAGGCAGCGCUGUCCUCAAUGGCAUGUCAAUGUCUGGCCUGGAGAGCUUCGUCAAAGAGCAGGAAAGACUUUUAUGUGGGUCGAAUGAGAAAGAGACAGCAAAGCAGAGCUGUGAGCAGCCUGGAAAGGACAAGAAGACUUCAGGGAAAACUCAUGGGACAGACACAGCUGUGGCAGAUGUUGCUUUGAACAUUCUAUGUCUGCUGAUGAAGGACCAGUGGAGUUGGCUGUGCACUGAGAACAUACAAAAGACCAUAAGACUGCUCUUCGGCACCUUUAUUGAGAGAUGGUUGGAUGUAGGAGUUGCCCACCUGACCAGUGCCCCCUGCUGGGUGAUUUACUUACAAGUCUUGCAGGAAGCAGUAUGGCCAGGCGGCACGCUGCCUGCUCAACCACGGCCGGAGCGCAGUGCCGCAGAAAGAGCGGAAACCAAGGAGCAAUGUCUGGACUCUCUAAUGCAGCCACUCCCAGAGCUCAUCACUGACAUGCUGGGAAGUGAGAAGUACAGACUGAGCUUGGAGAGUAUGCUGGAGUCUUUACAGGAUAGUCAGAUAAACAAGCAUCUGAUCUACUGCAUCUGCGACCUGCUGCUGGAGUUUCUGAUCCCCGAGUCGAGCAAUGAGGCCUUCCAGGAGUCUCUGCUGCUGAGCCUGUCCAAAGACACAGAGAGGGACAAUCCUCACACAUGAUCAGCACAUUAUAACACCCUGAUGCCUCCCAGUUGUAGGCAAUUGAUGGGUAAAGUGCAGUACAUGUGUGUAUGGGUUGUGACAUAUUCAUGAUUGCGUAGCCACUAGAGUCCCCAGGGUGAUGGCACAGGAUUGCUGUAGGCAUUACCUGAUUGGUCAGUGGAAACAGGAAGCUAAUCAAGU
Etheostoma cragini (Arkansas darter) is the source of this 3141-nucleotide messenger RNA. It is a transcript of the gene snx19a, whose product is annotated as sorting nexin 19a. The record is from RefSeq and is a predicted model, not a curated record. NCBI's taxonomy places the organism in Eukaryota, Metazoa, Chordata, Actinopteri, Perciformes, Percidae. Gene Ontology annotation, cellular component: intracellular membrane-bounded organelle; early endosome membrane. The transcript is spliced from 13 exons. Gene Ontology annotation, molecular function: phosphatidylinositol binding. The coding region runs from base 214 to 2958 and encodes 914 amino acids.